Gambusia affinis (western mosquitofish) is the source of this 6860-nucleotide messenger RNA. Its product is annotated as RNA-binding motif, single-stranded-interacting protein 3-like. The transcript is spliced from 14 exons. Lineage: Eukaryota; Metazoa; Chordata; Actinopteri; Cyprinodontiformes; Poeciliidae. Gene Ontology annotation, molecular function: poly(U) RNA binding; mRNA 3'-UTR binding; poly(A) binding. Gene Ontology annotation, cellular component: cytosol; ribonucleoprotein complex; nucleus. The record is from RefSeq and is a predicted model, not a curated record. The coding region runs from base 1198 to 2466 and encodes 422 amino acids.
ACGCCAGCAGCCACACAAACACGUUCCCCUCUCAGUUACAUGCACAGUCACACACAUACCGCACCACCACCGCCGCCGCUGCUGCCACCACCACCACCACUACUCACACACACACAGUCACAGACACAGUGACGGCUGCCAGGCUUAGUGGGAAGCAAACCAUCAGGGAAAGAGCCUGAGAAGAAAGAGAGGGAUUGCCGAGGGGAAGAGAAGAAGAGAGAAAAGAGUUGGAGGGGCACCUUGUGGAUCAGAAAGGAUUUUCCGUUUUUUUGUGAGAGAGUACGUCUGGAUAAGGCUAUCUGCCUUUUAUCAAGGCUUUUUCCUCUUUGCUCAUCCUCCGUGCAAGACUCCAGCGAUAUCUACCUAUCUAUCCCUGGAGCUUAACAAAAGAGGGAGGGAGUGAGGGGGAAAAACAGUCACAGCUUCAGCUCCAGACCAUCCUCUCUCCUCCUCUACUCCUCUUCCUCCUCCUUCUGUUCUCUCUCCGGUUCCACAUCCAUGUGUGAGUUCAUCGCUGAUUCCAGUGUCUUUUGAGGAUAGAGGAAGAAGGACGCCGUGUGUUCUUCAGGAUACAGCUGGGCUCCCCUUGGGAUCAGGUUCUUCGUCAGAUUUAAGAGAGGGAAAGAAACAAGGGGGACUGGAUAAAAACGGAUAAAAGAGACAAAACAAGAGAAAGAGAGAGACAUUGGAAGACAAAUUGAGGGGCAUGUUCAGGGCACCAGAGAAGAGGAGUGAGUCUAAUUUCUAGUCCACAUAGUGUCAAGAACCGGCAAGCAGAACGCAACCAUUCAUUCCACAUCCUUCUCUUCCCUCUCCUCUUACUCCCUUUUAGUCCUGCGCUUCAGUUUUUCUUUAUUGUUCCCUCUUUUGCUACUAUCUUUCUGAAUUUUUGCUCUCCUAACCCCACACAUCCGUAUCCUCAACCUCUUUCUUCUGCUACCCUGGCUCCACGCUUUCCAAACCCCUCAAAACGACAGUCCCUUGCAAGCUCCAAUCAGGCUGAAAUCCCAUGCACGGUGCGUCCUCCUGUCGACCUCGUACAUCUAACACCUUAAUAGCAAGAGAAGCGUGCUCUCUCUGCAUCCACUCUUGGAAACAGCCCUCCUGAAGGAUCCAGGCCAGUAGUUGGAAGUGAUUGUACCCCACCUGUGAGCUUCUAUCUCCAGCCUCCAGGACCUUCAGUUGGAUUCUAGCUACAUGGGAAAACGUUUGGAGCAGCAGCCAAUGUACCCCCACUACACCUACUACUACCCCCACUAUCUCCAGACGAAGCAGUCCUAUGCUCCUCCUCCUCAGCCCAUGGCUCCACCAAGUCCAGGCACAACAGGAGGAGGGGGUGGAGGUCAUGGAGGUGGGCUGGUGGAGCAACUUAGUAAGACCAACUUGUACAUCAGGGGGCUGCCACCUGCCACCACAGACCAGGACCUCAUCAAACUCUGUCAGCCAUACGGGAAGAUUGUGUCGACAAAGGCCAUCUUGGACAAAAACACUAAUCAGUGCAAAGGCUAUGGCUUUGUGGACUUUGACAGCCCUGCGGCAGCCCAGAAGGCUGUGGCCUCGCUCAAAGCCAGUGGAGUCCAGGCACAGAUGGCGAAGCAACAGGAGCAGGACCCCACAAACCUCUACAUUUCCAACCUGCCGGUGUCAAUGGAUGAGCAGGAGCUGGAAAACAUGCUGAAGCCCUUUGGUCAUGUUAUUUCCACGCGGAUACUGAGAGAUGCCAACGGUUUGAGCAGAGGAGUCGGCUUUGCCAGGAUGGAGUCGACGGAGAAGUGCGAUGUGGUGAUUCAGAAUUUCAACGGCAAAUUUCUGAAAACCCCUCCAGGCAUGACAGCUCCUGCAGAGCCCCUGUUGUGCAAGUUUGCUGAUGGAGGCCAGAAGAAGAGGCAGAGCCAAGUUAAAUAUCCCCAGAAUGGACGACCGUGGACAAGAGAAGGAGAGAGUGGCAUGGCGUUAACAUAUGACCCCACAACAAUGCAGAAUGGAUUCUACUCUUCACCCUAUAGCCUUUCCACCAAUCGGAUGAUUGCACAGACAUCAAUCACACCCUUCAUUGCUGCCUCCCCUGUCUCCACAUAUCAGGUCCAGAGUACAUCAUGGAUGCCACAUCAACAGUAUGUUAUGCAACCUACAGGUGCUGUAAUCACCCCAGCAACGGCCAUAGAGCCCAGCUUGUCUCUUCACCCAUCCAGUGUCAUGGCUCCUCUCACCCAGCAGAUGAACCAUCUCUCUCUGGGCCCCACAGGCACCUACAUCUCUGCUGCAGCGGCUGCUCCUAUGCAAGGAACCUACAUUCCCCAGUACACUGCAGUGCCUGCCUCUGCUAUUACAGUGGAUGGUGUGGUGACAGACCCAUCUCCACAGACAACUGCCCCCUCCUCACAGGAUGCCAGCGGGCAGCAGCCUUUAUCAGUGGAGAAUUCAGCAGACCAUGCCACAGCCUACUCCUACCAGCAGACAAAGUAACUGGUGGGAGUCAUUGUUGCAUUGCCUUUAGAAGGACUGCACGAAGGAGCCGGAGACAGACAGAGAAUCAAAACAACACAGAGGACAAAAACAUAGCAGUGAGGUGGACAUGGCAGACAGGAAAAUGCUUCCACUGUGCACAGGAACCAAAUAAAUGAAGAAAAAAAAUAUGCUAUAUUUUAUAGCUGUUUGAACCAAGACAAAGACAGCUAUAUAUAUAUAUAUAUAAAAAAACAAAAACAAAUAAAGAAUGUUUGUUGAACUACAAGACAAUGGAAUCAAUCACAGUCCAAGACUGAUUUGAUCAUUUUUCACCUUGAAACUGGACUUUCCCCUCUGGAGGGGUAAAAACAAAAAACAAAAAAAAAACUAUAUAAAAGAGUGAAAUCAAAACUCAACCAACUGUAAAGAAAAAAAAGAAAACAUUUGAAUGUGCAGGUAGAAUUUUUGACAUUUUUAUCAAAAAAUAAAGGAAGCAGUGUCUAGGGGAAAACCGACUGUCUUCCUCUGAUAUGAAGCUCUGUUUUUCUUUUUCUCUUAUUAUUUGAGUAGUUUUUUAGAAAAUCAAUGUUUUCUUAAAUUCUUAUUGCCUUAAUUUUCUCAGAAUUUGGGGGGGAAAAAAGACACCAUAGUGUUAAAAUCUUUUUAAAAAUGAUUGAAAGUGUGUUGUGGGAGUCUCAGAGAGGAAAUCUACAAAGCUAUCUGUACAGGUUUUUAAAAAAAAAAAAAAAAAAGGAUUGAAAAGAUAUUACAAUAGUCUAAAAAUGACAAGUGGUCAUCUUCAAACGAUGGAUUCAAAAAGUCGAUGGAUUAGAUGGACAAAAAGAUUUUUGUGCGACUUGUUAAUAGAGUUGAUCCGCGGCUUCCUGGGCAAUGUGGUUUGGUGUAACGGUGGGAUCAAAUCUCAGUUUCUCCACCAUAUUGUCUCAUUUUCAGGUUUUGUUGUUUUCUUCAUUGCUGUCCAAAUGUUCUUGUUUGUGUGCUUCGUUUGUCUCACAACAUAACGAAAUGGAAAAACUUCAUCAACAACCAAACUGAAGGAUGAAACAAAAAUAAUAGGGUUUAUAAAUAAGCAAUAGUUUGAGUAACGCUGUCGACGGUUUCUUGAGUCUUUCUUAACGGUUGAACAAACGCUGCCGAUGGCAUAUUUUAUACCAAAGACGAAGAAAUUAUGUAGAGAAGAGAUCUUCCUUGUUGUUUGUUCAACUCUUUCACCUUUUAAAAGUGAAACGCAUUCUUGCUUACCAUGGUUUUAGUGGAUGAGAGUCCCCAGCGCAGCUUGUGAGAUUAAAAUAAAAUAUGCAGUAGGUCUUUAACUCGAUUGCCUCAAGGAGAAGAGCAGCUUAGUUUGCCGUGAUGUUUGAGUUCAGUGUUGAUUGAAGAGAAGCAUCCUUCUCGACAGAGCGGUGGCUUAUAAUAAGAUGGCAGAGAUGCUGAAAUUAAAACCUUGUUUGUUAAAAUACUACAGACUUCAUGAACGCAGUUCGGAAUGCAAACCUCUAAUUUGCACAGAUGACUUUGUUUGUUUAAAAUGUGGCACUGUGGAGCAGUUAUAGGCCGCCAGCACCUUACCUCCAGAAGACAGCGACCAAAAGCAAAACUGAAUCUCUCAAUGCUAUCUGCUUAUUCUAGAGAACAGAAAACAAACAUUUCUUAUCAUUUCACUGAAUGAAAAGUUAUUUUUUAUUGAUUAUGCUCUGUUUUUUUUUUUUUUGUUUUGUUUUUUUUAAAUCUGGUUUCUGAUAUCAAAUGAUUAUUGAAAGAUUUAUCUAAAGGAAUAUUUUGCAGUCAUGUGUACAUGUGGGAAUAAGAUUUUAAUAUAUUGAUAAAAUAUGAUAUACAUAUAAAUCUAUGGUAGUAACUAAAGUCAUGUGAUGCAUUUUCAGGCAAGAUAAGUAUGGUUUUUAAGAAAAAAAACAAAAACUAAUACUGAAAUUUUAUAGGACAUUAUUCAUUUUAAAACAUUCUUUAAGGACAUGCUUUAUAGCCGCAUAAAUGCAAAAAUAAUUUACUUGAACUCUCAAAAGAGAGCAGUUAUGUUAGCGCUAACCUUUAUUGCUUAAUUAUAAUCCAUCCCAGUUUCUGCAAACUGAGAUUACUCUCAUCGCCGUCUUCUGCAGUUGAGAUACUGACUACACAUACGUGCAAUUCACAACCCACUUUAAACAAACAGAACUUGUUCUGUAAAACAAUCUGUCUUGUCUGUCUUGCCAAACACCUGUAAUUUGUAAACACCAAUGACCUCUGUCAGACAAAAGGGCACUUCUGCAGAACAAAACAAUUUCAGCUUAUGAACACUCUUCUACAAGGGCAAUAUUUUUUGUGCAACUGUUUUUUUUGUUGUUUUUUUUGUUGUUUUUUUUGUUACUGUCUUUUGACGAUUACUUAUAUUUGAGCUGCUAAACACUUUUCAGUAUUGGGGAAAGAGGGUGUGCUGUGUUGUGUAUGUGUGUGGGGAAAAAUGCACCAUUGAAAUACAGCAACUGAUUAUUUUGAGGCAGAAUGAAGACUGAAGAAGAAAAAAAUUAACAUAACAUUUGCUCUGAGUACCAGUUUAUCAGAUGAGUGGACAGAAAGCAGGAAAAGAAGUGUACAUGUUGUGGUUCACACUGGUUCUGAGUCCACAUCCAUGUAGACCGACACCGCUCUGGAUGGAGGUGAAAAGAUAAAAUGGAUGGAGAAAAGGUGAUUUCUUUCUUCUUUUAUUAUUAUUAUUAUUAUUUUUAUUUUUUUUUAAACCAAAACUAAGCAGAUACAAACUUCUCAUUGAAAAGAAGCAAAAGAGGAGGCCGAGGAAACAAAGGUAAUAUUUAUGAGGUGUUUCUUUUUUGUACAGGCGUGUAAAAGAAGAUGCAAAACAUUGAGGAUGCUAUUUUUUUAUUUGCUUGGUCACAUGCCUCCAAUGUCUUUCAAAGUUGUGAUUUUGAGUGUCUGUAGAACCAGUGGGUGUUGCUGUAGUUUCACACGUGUGGGUUUUUUUUUUUUUUUUUUUUGUUUUGUUUUUUGACAAAACUUUCAAUAAAUUUUUUUUAUAUAUAAAAACAGCCAGUGUCCACAUUUCUUAAUGGCUUGUGCAGAAUAUUACCACUAGGGCGCAGCAUUGUUUUCUGCAUGUGGAUAAAAGGCAGGUUUAUAGCAUGUGCACGCAUACUGCUUCAAGCAGUCAUAGGUUUAACUCUUGCAGAGUUAUUUGAACAAGAGACUGAGUAGUUUUAACACUUGGAAGAGUUAAAGAUGAUCAGUCUCUUGCUGAAUAACUUGAAACUAAAUAAUACCGAUUCUGAAAAGGACCAAAUUUGUUGUGUGCUCAAAUUAAAACUAUGCAGCUGUUUAUUAUGUCCUGUUUUGACAGGAAUCAUCCCAUUCUGGGUAAUUUCAGUGUUUUCAAGAUUGUUGGUCAUUAGUAUAGCAAAAUAUUUUGUGUAUUGGUGGGCUGUCUGAUUUUUUCAUGUGUUUUUUUUUUUUUUUUUUUUUUUACAAUUUACAAUAAACCAAAAGGUUUGUUGUAAGGUUGCAUAGAUACUGUAGUUUGGCUGCUGAAUUUUAUGAAAUAACCAGAAAAAUUGCGGUCAAAGAACAAGUUUAUUAUACAGUUAGUUAUCAAAGCAUUGAAACAAAAGGGAACGUACAAUACAAUGAAAAACAUGCAUCAGUUUUUCAAGUAAAUUGUCCUAAAAUAUUAUCCAGUAGAGUGUGCUGUAUCCAACCAAAGUUCACUGUAACUGCACUUACAUUCACAAAAACAAAUCUCAUGAUUUACUGUUUCAAAUGAAUGUUCAAAAAUUUCUUUCUCAUGUAAUAAAAUAUAUGUAAAUAGCUGAAAACAUCGACAGCUGAACACAUAUAAUUGAAAAUCAGCAUUUUCUAUGUUCCCAUAGAGUGAGAUAAAGUUAUUGGGAAAACAACACAAAAUUGGAAUAAAUUGGUUAGUUUCCUGAAAUGUGCCUUUUAUAUAUAAAAAAACCUAUGGAAAGAAAAAAAACAAAGCGAGUCAUUUUACAUAAAUUUAUUGUUCCUGUUUCUACUUUUAGAGUUAUGAAUGUUCAGUUCGAACUAUAACUCUGGAAUGAAAAGUGAAACACCCUCAAGAACAGACAUUAAGAACUACUUUAGUUAUUGUUAAUCAGGUACAUUUCAUAACCAUUACUUAAAUGAAUUUGUAAUAUAAGACAUGACGACGUUUAAGUGUUUUUCAGUAAUCUAAUGUAUGAAAGUUGAUUUUUGAGUUAGAUCUUCCACAUCUAAUUAUAAUACUUCAAAUGUCUAGUGAUAUAAAGUGUGGAAAUGUUACAGACAAUAAUCACACUAAUGUUUAGUUAGUCUAAACUUUUCUCCUUAGAACUUGAGCACCAUAAUCUUUCUAUGAUCAAAGGAGGGAUGAAGAAAAAAACAGA